This is a messenger RNA of Rhodotorula toruloides NP11, 1182 nucleotides long. RefSeq lists its product as uncharacterized. Bases 1 to 1182 code for a protein of 393 amino acids. Gene Ontology annotation, biological process: peptidyl-histidine methylation, to form tele-methylhistidine. The record is from RefSeq and is a predicted model, not a curated record. The transcript is spliced from 5 exons. Lineage: Eukaryota; Fungi; Basidiomycota; Microbotryomycetes; Sporidiobolales; Sporidiobolaceae. Gene Ontology annotation, molecular function: protein-L-histidine N-tele-methyltransferase activity.
AUGUCAUUCUCCUUCGCAUUUGACAUCGACGCGGCAGAACUCGACGACGAGCUCGACCUCCCCACCACCCUCGACCAGCUCACCCUCCGGGACGACGCAGGCCCGCCGACGGCUUCGACGAGUGCCGUACCUCACCGAGAGGUCCUUUUGGAGGAACUGGUGUCGACACUCCCGCCGUUGCUCUCGUACACGCCCGUGACCAUCCCACUGAGCGCCAAUGGCUCUCAAACCGCACGCCAUACCACCCUCUUCCGCCGCGACCUCUUUGACGCGCGGUUUCAGGUCCUGAACCAGGACGAGCACGAUGAGGAGGAUGAGGCGCCAAGCAAGGGCAAGGAGCGCGAGGAGGUGUUCGUGGACGAGUCUUCAGACCUCGUCAAGGGCGUCUACGAGGGCGGGCUGAAAACGUGGGAGUGCUCGCUCGACUUGGUCGACUGCCUCGACCAGCGAGGAUAUGCUAUCGACCAGGACCUGAGCACGCCUCGUUUGCGCGGAAAGGGCAUCCUCGAGGUCGGAUGCGGAACGGCUGUCCCGAUUUGCGCUCUCUUCGCUCGCUUGCUGAACGAGAUUGCCAAGAACCCGACUGAAACCGGCGCGCCUCGACCACCAAAGACGCGGAUACACGUGCAGGAUUACAACAAGCAGGUCUUGAGCCUCAUCACCCUUCCGAACAUCCUCCUCACCUUCGCACAACACCUUGCCGCACCCACAACCGCACCCGACGCCGACGAGGAACCUCCCGCCGAGCCCGAAGCAGGCGGCCUCGAGGUCACGCCCGAAUUCCUCGACUCGUUCGACGCGUUCCUCGAACAGGAGAACAUCGACCUGCGGUUCUUUGAUGGCGACUGGGCGGGAAUGGACGACGCGGUGAAGAAGCAGGAGGAAGGCGGCUACGAUCUUGUCUUGACGAGCGAGACGGUCUACUCGCUGUCGUCGCUCGAACCGCUGCUGAACCUCCUCGAAGCGGCGACUCGACGACCGGCAUCCGCGGACACGUCGGAGUCGCUGUGCUUGGUGGCGUGCAAGCGGAUCUACUUCGGUGUCGGAGGCGGCGAGCUCGAGUUCCGGCGAAGGGUCGAAGAGCGAGGCGGGCAGGUCGAGACGGUAUGGGGCGAGGGCGAGGGAAAGGGCAAGACGAGCGGUGUAGGGCGGACAGUUUUGAGCGUCAAGUGGCGGCAAUGA